UAAAAAACGACGCAGCCUAUCAAGACCAAAGCCACCACUUGAAGUACAGUUUAGUUCUACUGUGUGUGGCUCAGAACAAUUCAAUAACUCAUAAUCACAUUUCUCCCUGAAAAUGGCAGCCGUUAGAGUGAUGGCGGCGGCUACGACAACAACAACGACGACAGCAACGUCGUGUUUAUUACUGAAAAAACCAUUCAGUUCCACUCAGUUCAGUAAAAUCUGUUUCAAUGGCAAACGACAAGUGUCAUUGUUUUCUUCUACUUGUGUUAGAAGAUCUUCGAUUUUGAGUUGUCGGGCUAUUUAUAAUCCUGAUGUCAAGGUUAAAGAUGAAGGCCAGCCGGAAACCCUUGAUUACCGUGUGUUUUUUCUUGACGCCACUGGCAAAAAGGUUUCUCCAUGGCAUGAUAUACCUCUGCACUUGGGUGAUGGCGUGUUCAACUUUAUUGCUGAAAUUCCUAAGGAAUCAAGUGCAAAGAUGGAGGUUGCUACAGAUGAGCAGUUCACUCCCAUCAAGCAGGAUACAAAGAAGGGGAAACUUAGAUAUUAUCCCUAUAACAUAAACUGGAACUAUGGAUUGCUUCCACAAACAUGGGAAGACCCAACUCUUGCAAACCAUGAAGUUGAAGGAGCUUUUGGGGAUAAUGAUCCAGUUGAUGUUGUUGAAAUUGGUGAAAGACGCGCCAAGAUUGGUGAAGUUAUGAAGGUCAAGCCCUUGGGUGCUUUAGCCAUGAUUGAUGAGGGCGAACUUGACUGGAAAAUUGUUGCAAUCUCAUUGGACGAUCCACGAGCUUCCCUCGUAAAUGAUGUUGAUGAUGUCGAGAAACAUUUCCCAGGUACUCUAACUGCAAUUAGGGACUGGUUUAGGGACUACAAGAUCCCUGACGGAAAACCUGCUAACAAGUUUGGUCUUGGAAACAAGGCAGCAAACAAGGAUUAUGCUUUGAAGGUCAUUACUGAGACUAAUGAAUCUUGGGCUAAACUAGUCAAGAGAUCAGUUCCCGCUGGAGAGCUCUCUCUUCUAUAAACACAACCACGACGGUUUGAUCAUCGAAGUUGAAGUAGUAUUGCAGGGUUGCUACUUGUUAGAGUUUUGCCUUUUAGCAAGCCAGUUCUUGUACUCUUGUAUGUUGAUAUUUAAACUUUUUUUUCCUUAGCAUCAUUCGAUUUGAAUGAUCCCAUUGAUGGAGUUUGAUUGUAACCUUUCAUGAAAUAAAGAUGUUAUUUUCAUUUA
This is a messenger RNA of Mercurialis annua (annual mercury), 1231 nucleotides long. Its product is annotated as soluble inorganic pyrophosphatase 6, chloroplastic. The record is from RefSeq and is a predicted model, not a curated record. Lineage: Eukaryota; Viridiplantae; Streptophyta; Magnoliopsida; Malpighiales; Euphorbiaceae. Gene Ontology annotation, biological process: phosphate-containing compound metabolic process. Gene Ontology annotation, molecular function: inorganic diphosphate phosphatase activity; magnesium ion binding. The transcript is spliced from 6 exons. Gene Ontology annotation, cellular component: cytoplasm. Bases 113 to 1024 code for a protein of 303 amino acids.